Pyrgilauda ruficollis (rufous-necked snowfinch) is the source of this 1810-nucleotide messenger RNA. RefSeq names its product arylacetamide deacetylase (gene AADAC). Lineage: Eukaryota; Metazoa; Chordata; Aves; Passeriformes; Passeridae. The transcript has 5 exons. The coding region runs from base 1 to 1212 and encodes 403 amino acids. The record is from RefSeq and is a predicted model, not a curated record. Gene Ontology annotation, molecular function: carboxylic ester hydrolase activity. Gene Ontology annotation, cellular component: membrane.
AUGGGAGCCAGGCUGCUCUGGCUGUGCCUCCUCACAGCCCUCCUGGGCUACUACAUCUACAGCCCGCUGCCCGAGGAGCUGGCCCAGCCCGGCACAGUGAUGCUCGUCUCGGCUGCCUUGAGGGCCCUGGGGCACCUGUCGGAGGCGGCAGAGCUGCUGGGGCUGAUGCACUACAUGGAGGGCUUGAGGCUGAUCACGGCUGUCGAGCUCGUCGCUGCCACGUCCGACGAAAACGUCACUGUGACAGACACGGAGUUCAGCGGCGUCCCCGUCCGCCUGUACCUGCCCCGGAGGGCGCCUGGCGGGCUCCGGAGGGCCAUGGUCUACUUCCACGGCGGCGGGUGGUGCCUGGGAGACGCAGGCAUGCACAGCUACGAUUUCAUGUCACGGCGGACUUCAAACGAGCUAAAUGCUGUCGUGGUGUCAGUCAACUACAGGCUGGCCCCUCCGCACCGUUUCCCUGCCCAGUUUGAAGAUGUGUACUCGGUGACCAAGUUCUUCCUCCAGAGCAAGGUCCUGUCCCAGUACGGGGUGGACCCUGCGCGGGUCUGCGUGGCCGGGGACAGCGCCGGGGGCAACCUGGCUGCGGCCGUGGCACAACAGCUGUCGGAGGACCCUGAAGUGAAAACAAAGCUCAAAGCUCAAGUUCUGAUCUACCCAGCUCUGCAGGCGCUGGACCUGGACCUGCCGUCCUACCGAGACAACGCGCACAAGCCGCUGCUGCCCAGGUCGCUGAUGGUCAGGUUCUGGAGCGAGUAUUUCACCUCGGACCCCGCUCUCAGGGAGGCCAUGGCCUCCAACAGCCACGUGCCGGCCGAGGCCGGCCCCCUGCUGCAGUUUGUGAACUGGAGCCGCUGGCUGCCCGCCGAGAUGAGGAAGGCCCACGCGUACGCGGGCCCCGCCGCGGGCGGCGCGGAGCUGGCCCGCAGCUACCCCGGGUUCCUGGACCCGCGCGCGGCCCCGCUGCUGGCCGGCGAGGCCCGGCUGCGCGGCCUGCCCCGGGCCUACAUCCUGACCUGCGAGCACGACGUGCUGCGGGACGACGGCGCCAUGUACGCGGGCCGGCUGCGCGCCGCCGGCGUGCCCGUCACGCACCACCACGCCGACGACGCCUUCCACGGCGCCAUGACCUUCCUCACGUGGCCGCUGGAGCUGGCCGUGGGCCACCGGCUCUUCAGCGCCUGCUUGGGCUGGCUGAGGGAGAACCUGUGAGCGGAAAAUCAGCCCCUGACACGCGCCAGGUGUGACUGGAGCCGUGCUGGAUUUCGGCCGUGAUUGCCGUCCCCUUGCAAUUCCCGCGGUGUUGGGGCUGGAGCGUUUCCCAUCUUGUCUGGCAGGAAAUCAGUCUGAUCCUACCCCACGCGUUCCUCCAGUGCUACCGCCUGAACCUGAAACCCCCAGACUGCCAGGACUGCCCUGGGCUUCCUCUCUGGCCCUGCAGCCCCUGGGAUUCGGUGUCUUGUCUCUUGCUGCUUCUUUCUUCCUGCCACAUCUUCAGCCGGGGCUGUGUGCCGAAGGGCUGGGUCGCUUUGGGCACACGGGAUGUGCUCGUGGCUGCUUUCCUCCUGCCCCUUUGUCUCGGUGGGAUUGGCAGCAGGGCCCCUCGGCUGCCAGGGCUGAUGGGCUGAAGGGAAGCACCGGGAGGCUGCGGGAGGCUCGGGGCAGCCGCAGGGACCUGCCCGUCGCAGGCUGGGCUGGGGCUGCUGUUCCUGCCCUGCCCAGCUUCAGGGGAGCAUUUGGAAACCCAGUGGGAUGGCUGAAAAAUUGUGCAGGUGUUUUGGGCUUUGCUUGUUUGUUUGUUUUGGGGGGC